Molecule: messenger RNA, 844 nt
Organism: Aplosporella prunicola CBS 121167
Lineage: Eukaryota; Fungi; Ascomycota; Dothideomycetes; Botryosphaeriales; Aplosporellaceae
Exons: 5
Coding region: 149-568 (139 amino acids)
Biological process (GO): DNA damage tolerance; protein K63-linked ubiquitination
Cellular component (GO): nucleus
Source: RefSeq, a predicted model, not a curated record
CGCAUCAUCCCCGCAUCUGCGUGAUUCUUUUUUCUACACCACCGACACGCCUCUCAUUCUUCGCUUGCGCAGCCAGCCCGCAAGCUUUUCUGUUCUAUCUUCUUUCCCUCCCUCACGCGACACCUCCGCCAACCGCAAAUCCUCCACAAUGGGUGCCAAGGUCCCCAGGAACUUCCGCCUGCUCGAGGAGCUCGAGAAGGGCGAGAAGGGUCUCGGUGCUGAGGCCUGCUCUUACGGUCUUGAGAACGGCGAUGACUUGCUUAUGUCCAACUGGAACGGCACCAUCCUGGGCCCGCCCCACAGCGUACAUGAGAACCGCAUUUACAGCGUCAAGAUUCACUGCGGCCAGCAGUACCCCGACGUGCCUCCCGAGGUCACCUUCGUCUCGAAGAUCAACCUGCCUUGUGUAAACCCGAACAACGGCAUGGUUGACCCCACGAAAUUGCCGUGCCUUACCCAGUGGAAGCGCGAUUUCACGAUGGAGACGAUCCUCAUCGAGCUUAGGAGGUUCAUGGCCCUUCCUCAGCACAAGAAGCUGCCCCAGCCUCCAGAGGGCUCCACUUUCUAAGCUCGCGGAGCCGACGCCAGUAGCCCUGUCUUGAGAUAUUGAGCGAGCUUGGUUUAAGAAUUGAGGGUGGCGGACAUUAUGGAGUCAAAUAUGGUCGGCCGAAAGAGCACCAGACUCCGGUGUAUGCUGUGAAUGCCGGCAAGACGACUAUCAUGAUGCAGCGUGCUUUUCAUUGGCCUUACGAAUGUUUACUCUGCAUGGGAGCGGAGUUUAUGGCUUAGCGAUGAUGGAAUAGAGCAAAUCAAAUGAGCCUUUGCAUCCGCGCCUGGAACUCCG